This is a messenger RNA of Pichia membranifaciens NRRL Y-2026, 2874 nucleotides long. RefSeq lists its product as hypothetical. Gene Ontology annotation, cellular component: mediator complex. The coding region runs from base 1 to 2874 and encodes 957 amino acids. The transcript has a single exon. Gene Ontology annotation, biological process: regulation of transcription by RNA polymerase II. NCBI's taxonomy places the organism in Eukaryota, Fungi, Ascomycota, Pichiomycetes, Pichiales, Pichiaceae. The record is from RefSeq and is a predicted model, not a curated record. Gene Ontology annotation, molecular function: transcription coregulator activity.
AUGGAACCAACUUUUAGUAAUCUGCUGAAGAUCUCGCUCGAAAGGCAGUAUCCACCCACCACAUUCGCCAAGCUUUUCAGAGAUUUUGAAAAGAAACAAGCCAACACAAACAACGGGAGGAUAGAUACCACACCCUUGUACAUAGACAGUGGAGACAACUACCUCCAAAGAAGCUACAUUUUUGAGAUAUUGGUCGGGUCAGAUUUAGAGAAUAACUUCGAGGAGUUUAUCAAUUUUUUUUCAGUUGUAUCUGAGAAACUCAAAUUUAAUGACCAGCAUUCGGUACUCCUGUUCAUAAAUCAGACGGCAGAGAAGUUCCCAUGGAAAAAUUACGCUCAAAAUGUCUUGGUGUUGAACUGUCUUUCCGCAUACUCUAAGUAUCUAGUUUCCAACUUUGUUGAAUCCGAGGAAUUUACCCGAAUUUCAAAUCUGUUUGUGAAAAUCUUAAUAAACAUAUUCAAAGUUUCCAAUGCAUUCAAGUUGAAUGAGAACUUUGUUCAAACGACCACGGAAUUCAAGCUAGAUGAGAAUUUUGUUCAAUCGACUACGGAAUUUAUGGAGUGGUUGAACGCAAAGUCAUUGCAUGACGCUUACAAGCCGCUCAACUUUUAUCUCGGCGAAUAUGUGAAAUCAUCUGUCAAGUUUGGAUUCAGCUCUAAUGACCCAUCACAUCUUCAAGGCUCUGAAUUAGUCGACUCCUUGAAUUUUUCCAAAAGGAAACCUGCUAAGUUGAGUGAAAAGGAUAACAUUAAAUUGCUCAAAAUCAAGAAAAUUAUCUGGCUAUCUCAAAAAAUCACCAUAGAGUUUGUAAAUUUGAAUGAUCAAUUUAUCAUUGAUUUCAAAAAUUUGAUCAGUUUGUCAAACGUCUCGACGAUGGAAAGUGUUUCGAGUUUGUCAAUGGAAUUAUUGUCAGGUAUAAUACAGUGCAUUAAAAUCUCCAACUCGAGGAAUAAAGCAAUAUUUAGGGAGUAUCUUGUAUGUAAGAUUCCUUGGUUUUUGAAGUAUGUUCUUAAAAUAAACCAGAAUAAGUUAGAGAAAGUUUUUGAAACCUUAUCAAACGAUGAAUCUGAAUUUUUCACAUCCGACACCAAUCUUUUGUUUGAGUUACAAACAAACAUGAUAGAAUUAGAACUUCUUCGGGAAAACGUCCUCGAAUUUGAAAAAGGGAACAAAUUAUUAACUGAUGACCAACGCGAGCAGUCUUAUACAAUAGAGGAACUUAACCAAAAUUACACUUAUAAGUUUAUCGAAUGUAAUCCUGAAUUUACGUCCAUUGAAGAGACUGGUAUUGUUGACUUUGUGAAAAAGGUCAACAAAUCCAUCAGGUUGAAGCAUAAGUUUUGCGAUUUGUUUAUGGAGUCUCUUGAUUCUUUUAUGCUGACAGGGGACACUUUGAGAUUACGCAGAUUGCUAAUAUCUGCAUCGCUCAACUUUGAUGUUUUGGACAAUUUAUUACUUUAUUCUUCGCCAUACAAGCUUUUAAUACCUCUACUGAAAUUUUUAGAGAACCAAGUCACGCAAACUCCAGAAAACGCUGGCAUGAAUACUGAGGAAAGGUACCUCGAUCAAUCCAACCAGCCAGACCUAAUGAUGGACUUAGACAUUCCAGGUGAUGAUUCUUCCAAUGCCCAAGACUAUUUUAGUGACUUAUCCACCAUUUUAGUUUUCUCGCAAUUCAUAAUAGCUAGAUAUGCAUUAACUUUGAAAGAAUGUGACUUGAGCGCAAUUCCAAAAACACUUUCACUUUUGAAAAAUACAGGACUCAUAUAUGAUAAAGACACAAAAGAUGGGAAUCCAUUUCAGGAAACUAAGCUUGACGAUGAAAUAGUGAAUAAAUGGAUUUCGUCAAUGUUUGAUCCCUCCAAUGUCGACGGUAUUUCCGAUAGUUUGAUCAAACUUAGUACUCCACUUGACUAUUCUCAGUUGAUACCACGCAUAGUCAACGAAGCAAUUAUUUGUAACAACAUGGGGUGGCUCGAUGAUGAUACUCUUAUGGGAGGAUUAGAAUACAUGCACCAAAAAUUUUUGGUUGGAUGGAUGGCCUACGUUAUUGAAGAAAUCUGCAACUUGAAAUGGAAGAAUGGCGGAAAAGAACCUAAGAUGGAUGCAAUUCUAGAAAAAGUGCUCCAGCAACUAUUGGAGACCAAUACUUCGGACAGCAUUGAUAUCCAGGUGAUCAUAAAACUAGUAAAGGAAACAGAGAAGGAGAAAAUAUCUUUGAAUUUUCCUCAAGUGAAACUAGAUGAGCAGAUAUCAGCUGGUAAGUUAACACUCGAUCAAAGUUGCCGCAAUAUUAUAAAGUUUGUUUCUCCCAAUGAGAAAGACAAACAGGAACAUCCCGAGUUUGAACUGGCUCAGGUUUGGUCCUUGCUAUUGUCCCAGAACUUGGCUGUUGAUUACCUAUACGAGGAACUCAAGUCGCUGAUUCAGGAUUCUCAGAUUUCUGCCGAAUUGUCUUAUGAAUUGGUGAGCAUCUUGCUGGUUAUGUUUGCUCGUUGGGUUGUUGGAGAUAGCAUUAAAACCAAGUGGCCUGUAAGUUUGGCGCAAAUUAAUGAUUCAGACCAGUCGGCCACUGAAUUACAGAUGCUGAGUCUCAUUUUCAACAGGAAACCAGCCACUAUCGCCGUCAAGGGGUACAAGAAAAGGAUAGAAACGAAGACGGAGAAUGACGAAAACAAGGUGGAGUCAGGGUUCUUUGGCUUUAUUCAAGAGCCGAAGUCUGACGAAAGCGAUAACAACAUGACGAACCUCGUAGAAGAGGCGGAGAAAGGGAUCGACAUAUAUGGAGAGAACCUUCUACUCAUUGCGUACGAGCAUAAGGGAGAUCGCACCACUGAGACCUUCUUGCGCAAGGUUCUGGACCACCUCGGCUGA